Messenger RNA from Aspergillus tanneri, 840 nucleotides. RefSeq names its product putative short-chain dehydrogenase/reductase family protein. Bases 1 to 840 code for a protein of 279 amino acids. Gene Ontology annotation, molecular function: oxidoreductase activity. The record is from RefSeq and is a predicted model, not a curated record. NCBI's taxonomy places the organism in Eukaryota, Fungi, Ascomycota, Eurotiomycetes, Eurotiales, Aspergillaceae. The transcript has 4 exons.
AUGGCUGCACCCAGAGGUCGUCUUCAGGGCAAGAAUGCCAUCAUCACCGGUGCUGCAGGAGGCAUUGGUCUCGAAACCAGCAUCCUCUUUGCUCGCGAGGGCGCCAACGUCCUCAUGGCCGAUAUUUCCGCUCCGGCACUCGAGAAGGCAUUGGCCAAAGUGAAAGAAGUUGUGCCGACGGCUCCGCGCGUGGAGACUACCAAAUGCGACGUAUCCAAGGAAUCCGACGUGCAGGCCAUGGUGGAAUCCCAAGAUAGCUGGGGCGGCACAGACGUCAUCUUCAACAACGCGGGAAUCAUGCAUGCCGACGAUGCCGAUGCGGUGGAUACUCCCGAGAAGAUCUGGGAUAUGACGCAAAACAUCAAUGUCAAGGGAGUGUGGUUCGGAUGCAAGCAUGCCGUGCUGAGCAUGCGACGCCACAAGAAGACCCGCGGAAGCAUCAUCAACACGGCCAGCGUGGUCGCGUUGGUCGGUAGCGCCACCCCUCAGCUGGCAUACACCGCUAGCAAGGGUGCUGUGCUUGCGUUGACCCGCGAGUUAGCCAUUGUGCAUGCGCGCGAGGGAAUCCGGUUCAACGCGUUAUGUCCUGCGCCGUUGAACACCCCACUUCUUCAGGACUGGCUGGGUGAUGACCAGCCCAAGCGGUUCCGUCGCGAGGUGCACUUCCCGACGGGUCGAUUCGGCGAGGCCGUUGAGCAGGCACAUGCGGUGGUCUUUCUGGCCAGUGACGAGAGCAGUUUCGUCAACGGCAGUGACUUUGUGGUGGACGGGGGGAUGACCAAGGCUUAUGUGACCCCGGAGGGACCGGCCACUGCUGCUCCCCAGAACCUGGGACAUUAG